UCGGCAUCUGCUCAAAUCUGCAAAAAGACCGAGAAGGGUUUUAGAGGACAACCACAGCAGCGAUGGCGACGGCGGCUGGCGGCGCGCGGCGAGCCCUCGCGGCGCUGCGCUCCGGUUCUCCGUCGACUCUUUCCUCUACGCUCUCCCGCCAGGCUGUGGCUCGCUCUCCGGGGCUAGCGGCGGCCGCGUCUUUGCCGCGCGCCUCUCGCCGGCGACUCGCGAUCUCGAGGGUGCCGGUGGCGGUGCUCGGCGGCGUGCAGGGUUCGCUUAUGCCGAUGCACAGCGCCACGGCGUCGGCGCUGCUCACCUCCAUGCUCGGACUUAACCCAGGCUCUUGGGGCUGGCUCUCCGAAGGAUUUGCUACACCUCUAUAGCAGGAAUGGUGUUCCCAUCACACCAGACUUCUUUUAAGCCUUUCCACCGGAAGAUUCCAAUAACACUUGUUACAUGCCUUGCAACUUUUGCUGAUGGAAUCUGUCUAAAAUUCCGCAACCUAAAACUUAUGGUCUCAUGUGCCAGUUAUCUUAUUCUCCAAGUGAUGUUAUCAAUUUUCUUGUUUUCUGUGUGGCAUGGGAUUAUUGUACGACAUCCUAUAUCAAUGGCAAAAAUUCAAAAAUAGGCAAAGAACGU
This is a messenger RNA of Phragmites australis (common reed), 630 nucleotides long. Its product is annotated as protein NUCLEAR FUSION DEFECTIVE 6, mitochondrial-like. The record is from RefSeq and is a predicted model, not a curated record. Gene Ontology annotation, cellular component: mitochondrion. The transcript is spliced from 3 exons. NCBI's taxonomy places the organism in Eukaryota, Viridiplantae, Streptophyta, Magnoliopsida, Poales, Poaceae. The coding region runs from base 63 to 374 and encodes 103 amino acids.